GUUCCAUCCAACACUUGUCUACCUUUUGAUUUUUUCUGGAAAUCAGGGCUUAUGACAGGGCAGCUAUCAAAAGUAAUGGACGGGAGGCAGUCACCAACUUUGAGCUGAGUACAUAUGAAGGGGAGAUGGUCUUUGAUACCAGGAACAAAGGCAAUAGUCACAACCUUGAUCUGAACCUGGGGAUAUCUCCGCCUGUUAGCGAUGGUCCCAAGGAAAAGGAAAAUGCGGGGCAUCUCCAAAUGAAUAACGGAAAGAGUUUAAGGGCAGAGAACCCUGCAGCUGCAACAUUUAGUGUUCCAUCUUUCCAAGGGUUAGCGGGGACUUCAGAUCAGCCUAUUUUCUGGAAUAGUGCAUAUCCGAGAUUCUUUCCUAGUGAGGAAAGAACAAUGGUGAAACCGGUUGAAUUCGAUCCUCCACAACGUGUCCCUGAUUGGCCGUGGCAAAUGCACGGUCAGGUCAGUACUACACUAAUGCCACUGUUCUCUCAUGCAGCAUCAUCAAGAUUCUCAUUCUCAGCUACCCCUCCUUCAACCGCCACUGCCAUUCUUCCAUCCAAACCUCAAAACACAACAGCAGUCCACAGUCUAUGUUUUGCUGCCUCAAUCAGUGACACCAUCAACACCCCUCAACAUAGUCGGUCGUAAGUUCAAUUGUACCACAACGACAGCGAUUACAAUAAUAAUAUAAAUAUUGAUUCAAUAUACAUUAAGACAUGGUAGUUUCUGACUUGGUCCGUGAACUAAAAAGAGUAUAUACUCUCUGUCUAGCAUUAAGGCAUGUAGGACCACAACUUUCAUAUAUGGUGAUUCUUAUGUGGUGCAUAAAGGCAUAUCAUCAGGAA
Gossypium raimondii (Peruvian cotton) is the source of this 841-nucleotide messenger RNA. RefSeq names its product AP2-like ethylene-responsive transcription factor TOE2. The transcript is spliced from 4 exons. Lineage: Eukaryota; Viridiplantae; Streptophyta; Magnoliopsida; Malvales; Malvaceae. The coding region runs from base 126 to 644 and encodes 172 amino acids. The record is from RefSeq and is a predicted model, not a curated record.